AUGGCAUUGAACAUGGGAAUGCUUGCAUCUUAUGAUCAAAGUGUUGAGUUCUUCAAGGAUACCGUUGGUCUAGGUGAAAUGCCUACUGUGGUUGGUGCUAGUAGUGUAUCUGGAUUUUUCGCAGCAGCUUGCAGUUUGCCAUUCGAUUACGUGAAGACUCAGAUUCAGAAGAUGCAACCUGAUGCUGAAGGAAAAUAUCCUUACACAGGCUCUCUUGACUGUGCUGUCAAAACCUUCAAAGCAGGAGGACCCUUCAAAUUUUACACUGGAUUCCCUGUUUAUUGUGUCAGGAUCGCUCCUCAUGUCAUGAUGACAUGGAUCUUCCUCAACCAGCUUCAGAAACUCGAGAAAAGUUAUGGAUUGUAG
This is a messenger RNA of Vicia faba (fava bean), 366 nucleotides long. The record is from the annotation of a GenBank genome assembly. Lineage: Eukaryota; Viridiplantae; Streptophyta; Magnoliopsida; Fabales; Fabaceae.